Molecule: messenger RNA, 481 nt
Organism: Baudoinia panamericana UAMH 10762
Lineage: Eukaryota; Fungi; Ascomycota; Dothideomycetes; Mycosphaerellales; Teratosphaeriaceae
Exons: 1
Coding region: 47-289 (80 amino acids)
Source: RefSeq, a predicted model, not a curated record
GCAAUCCUUGGAGAGUGCGUUACUGACGACGUCUACCGACCCAGAUAUGGAUUCACACAAACAAUGCCACAGCUCAUGGUCAUUGGCCCUGCUCCGAGUAAUUCGAAUGCUCGCGGGACUCUGCAAUGAGGUCUGUUGUCUGUGUACGAAAGCUCCUCUUCGAUGUCAUCCGCAUGAAGGCGAACGUCAGGCGCACACGCUGCUCUACCUACUAUGGCACCUGAGCAGCAUUCGUGCCUCGCAACGCACAGCGCGGCUUUGGUUAUUGCUAGCCGACAUGCGAUCGUGAACUCCAAGUCUUUAUCGCCUCACGGACGUCAGCAGGCCGCAAUCUGUGAUGCGUAUUGUCAUAGCAUCUACGCAUGAGGGAAUUGCUAAUGAUUGCAGCUUGACGAGCUCGUGCCUUGCUCUCAGCCUUCCUGCUGUGUCCCGCUAGGAGGUGCGAGGCGCAUGACGAGUCUAGCAUUCCGUGACUGAACGC